GAGGGUGUGCGCUACGGAGGGCCGCAGGGCCGGGGCUGCCGCGGCGGCGAUUCUCCCGGGAGUCUGGGAGCCGCCCUUUCCCCGCCUACCUCUCCUUCCCCUCCCAUUGAGCGAUUCAGGCCGUGCGCUUCCCACUUCCGCCCCGUCCGCCUGCCAUUGGAACUGGCAGAGCUGAACAAGUUGCGGCCGCCGCACCGCCGGCGCUGCCCUUCGCCACCCGCGCCCGGUCCCCGCCGCUCCGCUCGCCCAGCGCCUGCUGCUCCGGCCGCUCGCCGCCGCCUCCGAGGCCUCGCCCGCCGCGGCCGACAUGAGCUUCUUGUUUGGUAGUCGGUCAUCCAAAACGUUUAAACCAAAGAAGAACAUUCCAGAAGGUUCUCACCAGUAUGAGCUCUUAAAGCAUGCAGAAGCCACACUUGGCAGUGGCAACCUCCGGAUGGCUGUCAUGCUUCCUGAGGGGGAAGACCUAAAUGAGUGGGUUGCAGUGAACACUGUGGACUUUUUCAAUCAAAUCAACAUGCUUUAUGGAACCAUCACAGAUUUCUGCACAGAGGAAAGUUGUCCAGUGAUGUCAGCUGGCCCAAAAUAUGAGUAUCACUGGGCCGAUGGAACAAAUAUAAAGAAGCCUAUUAAGUGUUCUGCACCAAAGUAUAUUGAUUACCUGAUGACUUGGGUUCAGGACCAGUUGGAUGAUGAGACCUUGUUUCCAUCAAAAAUUGGUGUUCCAUUCCCAAAAAAUUUCAUAUCUGUGGCAAAAACUAUACUGAAACGUCUCUUUAGGGUUUAUGCUCACAUUUAUCAUCAGCAUUUUGACCCUGUGAUCCAGCUUCAGGAGGAAGCACAUCUCAACACAUCUUUCAAGCACUUUAUUUUUUUUGUCCAGGAAUUCAACCUUAUUGACAGAAGAGAACUUGCACCACUUCAAGAACUAAUUGAAAAACUAUCCUCAAAGGACAGAUAAAAACAUGCAGAGCUGUGCAAAUUGUUCCUCAGUUGAAGCUGUAUGGAGCGUAUUUGGAUUUUUAUUGUAUUUUAUUUUAGUUCAACUGUUUUUGUUUUAGGUUUGGGGUUGCCUCUUUGGAUUUUUAAAUUUUAAAUAAUUGAAAUUAUAAUCUAUUAUAAUGGAAAUCAAGAACCAUUCUGUAUACAUUUAAUAGGGACAAUUUUAGUGCCAUAUAGUAUAUAUUUUAUAUCAGUUUUGGUUACUUGUGAAAUUUUUAAUAUCUUGUGUGCAAAGGAAAUACUUAUUUAAUUAACUGAUGGCUGGUGGAUGAGGGUUCUGUGUUGUAUAAUUUGUGGCUGAUUUCUGAAGUCCCUAAGAGACUUACGUUUUUAAGUGCCUUGGCAGGAUCACUUCUGAGGUGCAAAGCACAGACAUAGAACUAACAGGGCUUAAAACAAAUACUAGGAUUCUUACCCAGGACACUUGCUAAUGCAUGUUUUAAAAGAUCUAUGAUAAAAGCCAUAGUUUCCUUAAAUUGGUGAUCUCCAGCUUUUACUGUUUUGAAGGAACACUAUUUGUAAAGGUGUGCAUGUAGAACAUAAAAAUUAGUUAUUUCUUAAUUAUUUUUGAUAUUGAUGAUGACUAAUUCUGUUCAACAAAUGCUUAAAUUCUACAAACAGGUCUUUUUUCUGUCUCUUGAUAUCUGUGAUAUUGAAAGUUGAGAAUGUUGAAAUGUAAUAUAUAUCGCAUUUUGGCUUCUUUCUACAUAUUACCUGCAGUAUAGGUAUGAAAAUUCAGGUUACAUGUAGGUUUGCCAUCUUCAGAACUGAUACUGAACUGUGAGGUUUUUUAGCAAUUGCCAAAUGAGCCAGAAAUCUUUAUAAUCUUCCUCAGCUUUGAAGAGAAGGGGGAGGGAGGGAGGAGUGUGUUUAGCUAUGGGAAGUACAAAUUUACUUCUGGGAGAUAGGGAUGGGAGUAAGUAUUGGGAGUCAAGUUCCAUAAAGUCCUGUCAAGACAUUUGGAUAGAAUGAUAGGAAGAUCUGAAUCAGUUACUUAUAAAGAAAGCCUCAGAUUUUCUUUUAACACUUCUGUGAGAAGUUAAAAUAAAUUAAAAUUUUAGGGAUAGAUAUUAAGUGUGGAAUUUAAGGACUGUUUUGGGGGAAAAUUGAUAACUUUUCAGCAAUUCCAUUCAGUGAAUGGAGCUGGUGUUUUCCUGUCAUUUAAUUUAAAAAUGAUAUAGUACUUUCUUUGCUUAUUAUAGACUCACUUUGAAGCACUAUGACUUCUGAUUUUUCACUGUGAAAAAAAUAUUUUUCUUUGUGUGUCAGAUAAUUUAAGUGCUAACUUAUUAGUUAUUAAUUUUUACACUUUAUUUGCCAUGACUUUUUAGUGAAUUAGUCUCAUAGGUUAAAGUUCAGAAUCUUAGUUUUCAAAUUAGUAUUGAUGUUUUUACUUUAGUUUUUUUUCUUAGAAAAUAGCCUUUUCAGACUUACAGUUUUAAUUUGUUCAUUUCUGGUAAACUUAUUUACUUUUGUUAGAAACAUACAGUGCUCUUCCUUCUGUUAGAAAUGAAUACCGUUUCCUUUCUAAGAGAGUAGAAAUCUUGAUUUGAAAUUAUGCAGAGUAGAAACACUUAAAAGAGAUUGUACAAUAAAAUUAGUUUUUGUCAUUAACAAAUAAUACAGUGAUACAAUUUAAUGCCAUCACAGUUGUGAUCACUAGGGACUGCCUUUUCCUGUCUUGUUUCUAGCCAUCAUCUAACAGUAGGACUUGUAGGAGAGCUUGAUAGAGUCGAAUCUAUUUGACAUUCAGUUGUAAUACUUAUAUGUAAACUGCAGUGAUAAUUAACUGAUUUUCUGAAAAAGAAAUCUAUUAGUAUUCAGGUAGAUAAUGUCAGUCACUCUGGGUUGAUCCAGGAAUACAAUUUGGUACCAAGUGAAUUUGGAUCCUAUCUAGUAAAGCAAAGUAGUGAUUAGUGUCUUCAUCAUUAGAUUUGACUUUGCAUCCAUCUAACCUAGUAAUAGGGGUUGCAGUAGCCAUGUGUAGAAAAUAGUGAAAAAUUGUCCUUUUCUUUUAAGCUUUAUGUAGGAGUACAGUAUAAAAUGGGAAAUAUGGGUGGGGGUAGAUAGCAAAAUGGUUAUGCAAAACAGUCAUGCCUGAGGCUCCGAAGUCCCAUAUUCAGUCCCCUGCACCACCAUAAGCCAGAGCUAAUUAGUGCUCUGGUUAAAAAAAAAAAAAAUUGAAAUUAUUUUCAAAAAUUGAAAAUAUUUUCAUAAAUUAGUAUUCAAUAGUAUGACCUACUUUUUCACUGUAUGCAGAUAAGACUUGUCACUGUGGGGCUAGGUGGUGGCACACCUGGUUGAGCGUACAUGUUAUAGUGCUCAAGGACUCGGGUUCGAGCCCCUGGUCCCCACUUGCAAGGGGAAAGCUUUGUGAGUGGUGAAGCAGGGCUGCAGGUGUCUCUGUCUCUCUCCCUUCCUAUCUCCCUUCCCCCUCAAUUUCUGGCUGUCUCUAGCCAAUAAAUAAAUAAAUAUAUAAAAAAUU
Messenger RNA from Erinaceus europaeus (western European hedgehog), 3484 nucleotides. It is a transcript of the gene MOB1B, whose product is annotated as MOB kinase activator 1B. Gene Ontology annotation, biological process: hippo signaling; positive regulation of protein phosphorylation. Lineage: Eukaryota; Metazoa; Chordata; Mammalia; Eulipotyphla; Erinaceidae. Gene Ontology annotation, cellular component: cytoplasm; nucleus. Gene Ontology annotation, molecular function: protein kinase activator activity. Bases 308 to 958 code for a protein of 216 amino acids. The transcript is spliced from 6 exons. The record is from RefSeq and is a predicted model, not a curated record.